Messenger RNA from Aspergillus welwitschiae, 410 nucleotides. RefSeq lists its product as uncharacterized. Lineage: Eukaryota; Fungi; Ascomycota; Eurotiomycetes; Eurotiales; Aspergillaceae. The record is from RefSeq and is a predicted model, not a curated record. The coding region runs from base 72 to 305 and encodes 77 amino acids. The transcript has a single exon.
CAGAGUUAUAACUAGAGUUAUAUACAUUUUUGGUGGUUUUUGUUAGUUCUUUGUAUCUACAGUAUAAUCAUAUGAAAAGUAGGAGUAGUACUACGAACACAAUCAUCUUUUCAAUGCCAAUAACUGAAACCUCAACCGGAAACCUACUCUAUCUAGCCAUGAUCGCUUCUACAACAGUACCACCUACACUUUGUUAUAUAUAUUUAGCCUGUGUGACUUCCGGGAUACUAUGGUCAGGGACAGCUGAAAAUUGCGUGAGGGUAUACCCAUGCUGUACGACUAGUAUUAUUGUGACCUGUAGCUAAUAUCAAAGCAGCAUGACUUUCCUUAAUCUUUUUCCAAGGCACUAUAGAAGAGAAACUUCAUCGGGCUGCGAUGUUAUCCCUACGAGCCCCCUCCUCCUCUAAGAG